Molecule: messenger RNA, 1558 nt
Organism: Emiliania huxleyi CCMP1516
Lineage: Eukaryota; Haptophyta; Isochrysidales; Noelaerhabdaceae
Exons: 4
Coding region: 52-1155 (367 amino acids)
Biological process (GO): L-valine catabolic process
Molecular function (GO): 3-hydroxyisobutyrate dehydrogenase activity; NAD binding; NADP binding
Source: RefSeq, a predicted model, not a curated record
CGUUCCCAUCCCGCCCUCUCCUUCUCUCCAGCCUACCCCCGUCCGGCAAGCAUGGGUCUCCCUGGCGUCGGCUUCAUCGGGCUCGGCAACAUGGGUCUGCCGAUGGCGCGCAACCUGCUCAAGGCUGGCCGCCGCCUCGUCGUGCACGACCUCAACCCUGCCGUGGCCGCUCCGCUCACCGCCGCCGGCGCGACCUUUGCAUCGUCGCCGGCCGAGGUGGCGUCCGCCGUGACCGGCGAGGGCGGCGCCGUCUUCACGAUGCUGCAUUCCGGCGCUGCGGUGCGGGAGGUCUACACGGGCGCCGACGGCCUGCUCUCUGCCUGCAAGCCUCAGACGCUCCUCGUCGACUGCUCGACGGUGGAGCCGGCGACUGCGCGCGAGAUGUCGUCAGCGGCGGCGGCGCACGGGUGCGACUUUCUCGACGCGCCGGUCUCGGGCGGCGCGCCCGGCGCCGCUAGCGCCAGCCUCACCUUCAUGGUCGGGUCCGACUCGGACGCCGCGUUUGCCGCCGCGACGCCCUUCUUCACGCAGAUGGGCAAGCCGCCCGUGCGGUGCGGGAGCGUGGGCGCCGGCCUCGCGGUCAAGCUGGCGAACAACCUCGCCCUCUCCCUCCAGAUGCUCGCCACCGCAGAGGCCUUCUCGCUCGGCAAGGCGCAAGGCGUCGACCCGCACGUGCUGGCCCAGGUGAUGAACGUCUCGACCGCCCGCUGCUGGUCCUCCGACACGUACAACCCGGUGCCGGGCAUCCUUGAGGGCGUGCCGGCGGCGAGGGAUUACGAGGGCGGCUUCGCAACGUCGCUCAUGCUCAAGGACCUCCGCCUCGCCCUCGACGCCGCCGCCGCCGUUGGCGCGCCCACGCCCUCCGCCGAGCACGCCCGCCGCCUCUACCGACUGUCGGCGGAGCGCGGUUUCGCGUCGCGCGACUUUGGCUCGAUCUACGCCUUCCUCGAGGCGGCGCGCGGCGAGCCCGACUCCAUCUCGGUGGCGCUGGCCGAGGCGUGGGCCGAGGAGGCGGCCACCGCCGCAGGCGAGUCCUUCGACUCUGGCGCGUUUGGCGAGGAGGUGGUAGCGGCCGUGGCCGAGACGACGGCUCCCGCCACCGCGACGACGGUCAAGAUAGGCCAGGACGGCAAGGUUGUCGCACCCUCGGCGUGACGCGAGGCGUCUUUACGUUUUCUGGCGAGAUUUCUGUCGCGAUCGUCACACCCCGCGCACAGCGCACACGACGGCGCCCGCUGCGAUUGCGCUCGCACACGUCGCACACUCGGCUUGUGUGUUGCCCUUCUGUGUCACUCACUUGAACCACAACAAACUCGUCUUAAGGUCCGCCAGUCCGGCACCGGGGCACCGCUCCUACAAAAUUCGCGCCUGCGGGGGGGCCGACCCCUCACACCUGUCACCUGUCACCUCCUCUCAGAGACCCUCGCCACAGGCCACACAAAUCACAAUCACAAACGCGUCAACGAGGACGAGAAAAAAGUGCUCGGGCAAAGAUGUCAUCGGAUUCAUGAGUUCGAAUAGUGUGUUAUUGCAAUAUGUUCGCCGUUACGGCGCUUCC